GUGACAGAAGGAGGGCGGUUUGAAAGCAAAGAGGCAGUUUGAGUCAACAUGUGUGAAAUAAGAAAACAAAAUACCUGAUAAGACCGAAGUUUCUGCUCGCUGUCAGUAAGAUGCCUCAAGUGCAAAUUAUCUGAAGCUAAAUGUAGACGUGUCGUUGCCUCGUUAAAGCGUAGCUAAUGCUAGAUGAACUUGUUUAGCUCGUUAGCUAGCCGCUGCUGCUGCUACUGUUAGACCAUAUUCAACUUCAAUCUCCGUUAAAUGUUGAUUCACUGCACCACGACGUCAGGAUAAAACCUCCGAAGAUGGCGAGUGUCCAUGAAAGUUUGUAUUUCAACCCUAUGAUGACGAACGGAGUGGUCCACGCCAACGUGUUCGGUAUCAAAGACUGGGUGACUCCGUAUAAGAUCUCGGUGCUGGCGCUGCUGUAUGAGAUGACCGCGUCCAAGAUCACUCUGCCAGAGAGAAGGAGACUCAACAAGCUCAUCCUGCCCCUGCAGCAGGGUCCAGACCUGACUCUCGGCCAGUUCCUCCAGACUGUGGAGGAGUGUUGUUCUCAGACUGCAUAUGCUGUCAAACUCAGGCUGCAUGAAAUGGCAGAUGGAGAGCUGAAAGACAUGGAGUACUUCUUCUCCACUCUUCCCACUCCAUUCACUGCUUUUGAUUCGGAGGCUUAUAAAACCAGUGUUGUGGGUCUGUUUAUGAGACACAUGCUUCUGGCCUACAACAAGCUGUCUUUCAGUCAAGUGUACAAGCUGUACAGGUCCCUGCAGCACUACUAUCACAGUCACUACGCCAAGCCCACGGAUGGGCAGGUGGGUUUGCCGGCACUGGCUGCAGAUGACUCAGACAUGGACCUCACCAGCACCGAAGAUACUGUAGGGGACAGAGUGGACAAAGAGGAGAUGGACACACCACUGCAUGAGUCAGAGCUUCGAAGUGAAAAUACUCCAAGCAGAGGUCCCCUGUCACAGAAACAAGCAGAAUACUUUCUUGCCCGACAGGCUUAUCUUCUGAAGAACGAUGAGAACAAAGCCCUGAAGCCCGCUGCACUGCAGGAAGAGCUCAACAACAUGCUGAAGUUUAACCCAGAUUUCGCUGAAGCGCAUUACCUGAACUACUUGAACAGCAUGAGAGUCCAGGACAUCUUCCUGUCCGCUCACAGUCUCUUACAUUAUUUUGACCGUCUCAUCCUGUCUGGUAAUGAGGGAAAGAGCAACGGGGACGAGGGCUACGGACGAAGUCUCCGUUACGCUGCUCUUAACUUGGCAAGCCUGCACUGUCGCUUCGGCCACUAUCGCCAAGCUGAUCUGGCUCUACAGGAGGCUAUCCGGAUCGCCCAGGAGUCCAAUGAUCAUGUGUGCUUGCAGCACUGCCUGAGUUGGCUUUACACACUGGAACAGAUGAAGGGAUCUGACAGCACAGUGUUAACUGAGGAUUCAGUGAAAAUGGCCGCCCAUUUCUGCCUGCCAUACUUGGCAUCGCUGGGCAUUCAGUCUUUGGUCCAGCAGGGGGCGACACAGGGCAAGACAGCACACAAACUGAUGGAUGCUCUGAAGGACACCGACAUCCUGCACUGGAAGCACAGUCUGUCAGAGCUGAUUGAGAUCAGCCUGGCUCAGACUACGUCCAUAUGGAGGAUGUACGGGAAGAGCACCAUGGCUCUGCAGCAGGGCCAGCUGCUUCUCAACAUAAGCAGUCUGGAGCCAGUCAACUUCGGGGUCCAGCAGAACAACACCGAGGCCUUCGCUGUGGCUCUCUGCCACCUGGCUGAGCUCCAUGCUGAGCAGGGCCUGUAUAGUGCCGUCUCAGAGAUUAUCCAGCAUCUGAAAGAACAGUUUCCUCCUCACACGCAGCAUGCCAAGCUCUGGAUGCUGUGUGAUCUAAAAAUCCAGUUUGAGAGACAUAUGAACGAAGGGAAAUACCACUUAGCAGAGCCGCUAGUCACAGCUAUCUCUGCCUUAAACAAAACAGAGGGUCUUUACAGGAAAGCCCAAGUUCUGAAGGCUCUCAACCGCAGCACUGAGGCAUACAGGAUCUUACAGCAGCUGCAGGUUCACUGUGAGAAGACUAAAUGUACUGAGAUGGUGAUCAGAGUGAUGCUGUCCACUGCUGAGCUGCACUGGGAGUCGUCUGGCUUCUCCACAGCUCUUCCUCUCCUCCUGCAGGCCUUGGCUCUGGCUAGACAGCACCACCUACAGUCCCUGGCCUCAGAAGCCAUCCUUCAUUUGGCCUUCACUCAGCUGAUGUUGGGAGUUCCUGAGCAGGCUCUGACUGUUCUGCACGAAGCCAUCGAGCCUGUCCUGGCUCACGGAGCAGUCAUGGACAAAGGCCGCACCAUGCUGCUGGCAGCUCGCUGUCAGAUGGCAGUGGCUGGGUUCAGGCCAAACAGACAAGGGCAAGCAGAUUUACGGUUGGCAGUUUUGGCCGUUGACACCCUUAAUGAGGCCGCAGCCUAUUUCUCCAAGCUGAACUGUAAGGAGCGGCUGCGGGACGUCCACUACCUGCAGGCUCAGCUCCACCACGCUUUGGGACAAACCUUGCAGCGCAACAAAAGUGCCAUGCUCUUCCGGCUGCUGGACCAGGAGCUGCAGUCACCAGCACCGCCAGUCUCCAUGCAACUCUGACUGCUCCCUCUUCUCAAAAGGACACACGUCUUCAAAAAGCUGAGUUAAUGCGCUGCCCCCUCACCACUAGAUGAUGGUCAGACUCUGUCCUGCUUCUCUCAGCACUAAGACAUUUCAUUUAGAAGCAUUUUGAACUAGAGGUAAGUCUUGACCUCUUUGCACACAGCACCAGGAUUAUAAUUAAACAGAACAAUGUGCGCAGUCAUAAAUAAAGAUGAGUUUCCAGCAGA
Amphiprion ocellaris (clown anemonefish) is the source of this 2854-nucleotide messenger RNA. It is a transcript of the gene anapc5, whose product is annotated as anaphase promoting complex subunit 5. Gene Ontology annotation, molecular function: protein binding. Gene Ontology annotation, biological process: anaphase-promoting complex-dependent catabolic process; protein K11-linked ubiquitination; positive regulation of mitotic metaphase/anaphase transition. The transcript is spliced from 17 exons. The record is from RefSeq and is a predicted model, not a curated record. The coding region runs from base 303 to 2624 and encodes 773 amino acids. NCBI's taxonomy places the organism in Eukaryota, Metazoa, Chordata, Actinopteri, Pomacentridae. Gene Ontology annotation, cellular component: anaphase-promoting complex.